AUGAAAAGUGAUUAUCUUUAAUUAUUUACUAAGCCAUCCACAAUUCCGAAUUCUGGAUUAGGAGUAUUUGCAAGAAAUGAUAUUUCAAAAGGAUAGAUUCUAGUAGAAUAUAGGGGAAAAAUAAUUAAUGCAAAAUACUCUUGGGCACAAUGCUUUAUGCUUGAAGAUAGAAUGCUUCAAAUAAAUGAAAAAUAUUCAGUUAUUGGUCGUUCCUUAUCCUCUAGAUUUAACGAUAUUGUAAGAUUUGGCCUUUUAACACCUGCAGAGGAGUUGAGCUUGAAUUUCGGCGUCUUUCCUAUUCAUGAGCAUUUGAAACAUAAUGUUGAGCUUUCAAUAAGGCAAGAUAAAGCAUUUUUGGUGUCAUCAAAGAAUAUUAAAGCAGGGGAAGAAUUGUUUUUUGAUUAUUCAUUUUCUUAUUGGAAGUCAUUUUAUGAUCAAAUGAAGGCAUACAAAGGAGAGAACUUUUUUGAAUAUUGGGAAUAACAAAAAUAAAAACCUAUUCCAGAACAGUAUAUCAUUUGUGAUUCCGAUAUGCUUAAAUUAUAGAUAAUUGAUGGUAAAGUGUAUUCAAAAUCCACAAUAUAAUGCGGCGAAAUAAUUACAGAAUGCCGAGGGAAAUAUUUUGAAGCUGAAUAGCCAGGAAGAAUAAACCUUAAAUUAGACAAUUUGUUUUUAAGACUAAACAGAUUAAAUAAUGCAAUAUUGUAAAAUAAAGCUUAAUCUAAGACUGAUUUGAAUGCAGAAUUAAUACUUAUAGAUAAAAAGUUCUUUAUCAAGGCUUUGACUAUAAUUGCUAAGGGUGAAGCUAUUUUUGUAGAUAAUAAUAAUUAAUUCUGA
Paramecium tetraurelia is the source of this 837-nucleotide messenger RNA. RefSeq lists its product as uncharacterized. The transcript is spliced from 2 exons. NCBI's taxonomy places the organism in Eukaryota, Ciliophora, Oligohymenophorea, Peniculida, Parameciidae. Gene Ontology annotation, molecular function: protein binding. The record is from RefSeq and is a predicted model, not a curated record.